UUGCAGUAGAGGAUAGUAACGUUAAAUCAACCUAGAUGAUCCAACUGAUUUGAGUUCAUAGUAACGUAAUUCAACGAACAGUUGGCCGUAUUAUAUUAACUUGACAUGCACUGCUAUGACAACGCUGUCGUUUAACCGUAGCCACGUUAAAAUAAGAGCUGUCGAUAUAACGUUUAUUCAAAUAUGUAACAUACAAAUUAUCUUAAAUAACACAGUUUUGCCCCGUCCGAUGAACCAAUCAGCCUACCAAAAGCUACUUAAGUUAAUAGCUAGAGUAAGCUAAUGAAGCUAACGUUAACUAAUAAAAUAGACGUUUAUCUGUUUUCUCGUCAACCGAGUGGUUACCAUACACACAGUAACUACAAACACCCCAACAUAUUUCCUUUUCAAGUAGGGUUUUCAAUGUAAUUGUAAAACAUAAACAUAUUAAAUAUACUGACAGUUACACUUCUUCGUUGUUUAUUUCGUUGUUUUAAACUUGUUUUUCUUUUUCUUACCAAAGUAGCAGCGUGGCUCACUGACAGACAGGGACACAAGCGGAACCCUUUCUCGCUGGCUGUUGAUGCGCCCGGUGCUUUUACUCUGCUGUACUCGAGACGGACCCACGGCAGAAACAAAUCCCGCUGUCACGGAUUCUUAACCAAAAACGGAAUUUCAGAAAAAAAUGGUCCUCAAAUACUAAAGAAAUAUACUUAGGAAAGCUCCUCUCCGUUUCGUCUUUAACGUCUUUCAUUCGGAUCUACCGCGCGCGUCGUCCCUGGCGGUACGCUGAGGUUAUAAACAACAAUAACAAUGGCUUCUGGGUCGCCGUCGUCCUCUCCGGACACUGCGACGGGAUCAGGUACAGACCCGGCCCGGCCCGACACAGGAGAGCCUCUCGGUGGAGCAGGCUCGGACUCUGACUCAGACCUGGGCUUGGGUAAAUUUGACUGCAGCGCCAUGGAAAGGGGGGACCAAAUGGAGGGAGAGGAGCUGGAGCGGGAGUUUCAGUCUUCAGCUGCCCGGGUACGAGAUCUGGUUCAGACGGCCAGCAGGGACCAGCUGCUGUACCUGUAUGCACGAUACAAACAGGCCAAAGUUGGAAAGUGCAAUACCCCAAAACCUGGCUUCUUUGACUUUGAAGGACAGAGAAAAUGGCAAGCUUGGAAGCAGCUUGGAGACAUGGAAGUGGAUCAGGCAAUGCAGGAGUACAUUUCCUGUGUUAAUGUGUUAGACCCUGAAGGCUGCACAAAGGAGCGACGAGGAGCAGAAAGAAAAGCGGGCUUCGGAGCAGCAGUUAGCUCUCUAUACCAGGAGGAGAUGAUCAGGGAAGAGGAUAAGAACAUCUUCGACUACUGCAGAGAAAAUAACAUCGACCACAUCAGCAAGGCCAUCGUCUCCCAGAAAGCGGACGUCAAUACUAAAGACGAAGAGGGUCGAGCGCUGCUGCACUGGGCCUGUGACCGAGGGCACAAGGAGCUGGUUUCUGUAUUGUUGCAGCACAAAGCAGACAUCAACAAUCAGGAUAAUGAAGGACAGACAGCACUACAUUACGCAUCGGCGUGUGAGUUUGCCGACAUCGUGGAGCUGCUGCUGAACGCCGGAGCCGACCCCUCCAUCAAAGACGUGGAGGGCUCGCUCCCCGAGGAGGUCACUGAGUCCGGAGCCAUCUCCUCUCUCCUGCGUCAGCACACGGCUCCGAAAGGCUAGAAGGCCCCUCUUUCGGCGCUCUUCAUCCCUGCUCCACUCAUUUGCUCUUCAUCAGCCCUCCUUAAUCCCUAAAGAGACUCUGUUCAUCCCAGCAGUUAGUAAACCAGGAUUGCUGAGAGAGUUUUAUUUUACUUUGUUUUCAAAUACUUGGGUGAGUUUGAUUGUUUUUUCUUUUUUUCUUGGCUUAGCUCUUUGAAACUAUGAGGUGUAAACAUUAGCCCUUCUAUUUGAUAAGACACACAAAAUGAAAAACACCAUUUUUAUUUAAAUACUGUAUAUUGACUUUAUACGUGAUAUGACGGUUACUGCAAUCACUGGUGGCGGUUUUGCUAUACUGAGGUAGUUACCUUAAAUAUCUCUUGCUAUAUUUGACUGAUGCAGGCAAUGUUGUAAUUCAAUGAGCAUGACUGCUUAUUGGCAAUAUUGGAAUUGAUUGUGCAUCAAUGUGAUAAAAUAUCUGUAUUUUUCAGCUAUUUAUUCACAAGAUAAACCAAAAAAAGACAUUCCCAUCCACUUAUUCAAUCUGUAAACUGUAUGAAAUUCCAAAUUAUUCAUGGUCAAACUAAAUAUUUUUCACAUAUCACACAGGCCUACUGCACAGGUCUGCCAAUCAUUUUAGUAAGGGUCAGCCCUCUCCGACCAUCUGUUCAUGGUUCAGUUGUUAUGGUCAAGGAAUGCUUUAAUCAUUUGUCACAUUAAAGUCUUCAAUAAAAACUU
Molecule: messenger RNA, 2406 nt
Organism: Pungitius pungitius (ninespine stickleback)
Lineage: Eukaryota; Metazoa; Chordata; Actinopteri; Perciformes; Gasterosteidae
Gene: acbd6
Product: acyl-CoA binding domain containing 6
Exons: 8
Coding region: 793-1689 (298 amino acids)
Molecular function (GO): protein binding; fatty-acyl-CoA binding
Source: RefSeq, a predicted model, not a curated record